Molecule: messenger RNA, 3760 nt
Organism: Dreissena polymorpha
Lineage: Eukaryota; Metazoa; Mollusca; Bivalvia; Myida; Dreissenidae
Product: ankyrin repeat and LEM domain-containing protein 1-like
Exons: 9
Coding region: 570-1181 (203 amino acids)
Molecular function (GO): endonuclease activity
Source: RefSeq, a predicted model, not a curated record
UUAACAGCGACAUGUAUUAUUUUUUAUCAAAUUCAUUUACAAAUGAAUUCACAAUAAAAUAAAGUGUACAUUUUAACUAUGAGUUCAUCAAAAUGACCAGGGACAAAUUGAUAAUGAUGUCGGGAUUUGCAUCAUUAGCGGAAUCCCUGGUGCUUCCAAACUGCAAGAGAGUGCUUACAAAGACGUCUAUUCUUCUAGUUGUUCUAGAUGUAACAUAAAAACGCUGGACGUGGCUCGCGUACUCCACAUUGAGCAGAUUCUCGGAGCCAAAGAGCUGUGCGACCCUGAAGUUGACCAUAUCAGCAUUAUGGCGUACGUUGCAUACUUCCUCAAAUUCAAGCCUACGUUGGUUCCAGCGGAGAAGGUUGUCUUCUCCAACUUUCCAGCUAAGAGCUACGUCGGAAAGGAAGAGGGAGAGGAGGAGGAGGAGGGUGGUGAGGAUGAAGAGGAUGAUGCUCAAUCGACCUCAAUUUCGAAGUCAAAGACCAAAGACAAGGAUCGUGACAAAUCAAAGUCCAAGGAUGCUGACUUGGAUUGACUGAGAGGGGGCAUUGUUUAUUCAAACUCUAAUGGAAAAGUACCCGCCGGAGAUGCGGCAGGCACUCAGUGGUAACCUGGACCUCUCAAAGAUGCCUUAUCUGGAGCGGAAUACGUUUAAAGCCUUCCAGAAUCCAAAGCACGACUGGAGGGAUGGAACUCUCAAAUCUUCAUUUAACUACCUCCUCCUGGACCCCCGUAUCACAAAGAAUCUGCCCAACAGAGAGUGCAAUAUGAAUAAGCUGGAUGUGUUCAGAACGUUCAUAUCAGCUAUAUUCUACAUCGGGAAGGGUAUGAGAGACCGACCGUACUUCCAUCUGUAUGAGGCCAUCAAACAUAAGAAAAGCCCGACCAAGAAGGCAAGUGGGAAGGUACAGCGUAUCCUAGAUAUCUGGUCAGGGGGAGAGGGGGUCGUGUCCUUACACUGCUUCCAGAGUGUUAUCCCCGUAGAGGCGUACACCAGGGAAGCAUGCAUGGUUGACGCCAUAGGUCUGAAGCACCUGACCAAUAAAAAGCGAGGUAACUACUAUGGCAAGUCAGUCCAUUACAGUGAACAGAGGAGGAGGAGGAUGGGAGUGUAUCUGCUAAAGAAAGUACUACAUAUAUUCAUUGCAGAGGGGGGAACGACAAUUUUUACCAGAUGACAUCAAGAAACCUUGAAUAUUGGCAAUAUAUCCGCAGUGAACAACAAUAAACCCUGCCAGAUAUCCACAGUUGGCAUCAAGGAACCUUGAAUACCUGCUAAUCCCCAGUGUACGUCAAGAAACCUUGAAUAACUGCCAGAUAUCCACAAUGGGCAUAAAGAAACCUUGAAUACCUGCCAGAUAUCCGCAGUGGACAUCAAAAAACCUUGAAUACCUGCCAGAUAUCCGCAGCUGGCAUCAAGAAACCUUGAAUACCUGCAAGAUAUCCACAGUGGGGCAUCAAGAAACCUUAAAUACCUGCCAGAUAUCUCCAGUGGACAUCAAGUAAUCGUGAAUACCUGCCAGAUAUCCGAAGUGGACAUAAAAAACCUUGAAAACCUGCCAGAUAUCCGCAGUUGGCAUCAAUAAACAUUGAAUACCUGCCAGAUUUAUCCAGUGGACAUCAAGAAACCUUGAAUACCUGCCAGAUAUCUCUAGUGAACUUCAAGAAACCUUGAAUGCCUGCCAGAUAUCCGCAGUGGACAUAAAAAAACUUGAAAACCUGCCAGAUUUCCGCAGUGGACAUCAAGAAACCUUGAAUACCUGCCAGAUAUCUGCAGUUGGAAUCAACAAACCUUUAAUUCCUGCCAGACAUCCACAGUGAGCAUUAAUAAACCUUGAAUACCUGCCAGAUAUCUCCAGUGGACAUCAAGUAAUCGUGAAUACCUGCCAGAUUUGGUGUAACAGUGUUGUUUUUAAAAUGAGAUUAUUAUUUUUUUUUGUGCUGAAGUAAUUCAUGUAAAUGUUGGUUUAAGUUUCCGCAUAAAAAGGGGCUUUAGAUGGUUUGUACUUGCCAGCUGGACAUUACUACUGUUUACUAUUUGUAUUCAAAGUUAUGAAAUGUUGAUUAAGGAAUUUAUUUUAUGAACUAGUUUAUUGUUUGUUACUUUGAUUUUUUUGUGCAAUGUGUUUUCUUUUUGUUUUGUUUCUUACUUGUUUAUUUUAGUUGCCCAUAUCGUAAUUCAAAUAUUAAUAGUUUCCCGGUAAUAAGUAAGGUUUCAGUUAUGAAUUUCUUAAAUAUUUGCUACCUGCUAUGUAUUAUGUAGAUCUAUUAUAUAUACAUGUUCAUAUAUUUCAUUGACAUUUGUGCAACAGAUACAAAAUUGCUCUAUAAUAAUAAGGGGAAAUAUUUGACUGAUCCCAAAUAUUAAUACUUUUAUUGUUGUUAUUACUAUAAUUAAUAAUAAUAAUAUUUACCUUGGUUAAAAAGCUUUUUUAAAUUGCAAAAUAGUUAAGAAUUUAUAUCAUGUAAAUUUGAAUCUGUUUUGCUGCCCAAUAGACUUUGGUAAAUAUGUUCUUGCUUAGAAAGUCCCUAUCGGUGUAAACUGCAAGGACUAUGGGUUUAACCCCAGUCUAUCUGUGUGUUCGUCAAAAUCUGGAUCCUGCGGUUACUGCAAAACGUCUUUGGUGUGGUAUAUGUAUAAAGGGUCAUAUGGGAAAUGUUAUAACAGUUUUUUUUGUCAGACGAACAGUGUUGUUGCUAUGGUUACACAUGAUAUGGUUCCAAAAUAUUAGCAAGCGAAACACUAAAAUCUGGAUCCUGCAAUAACUCAAAAAAGUAUAUUAGGUUGAUAAUAUUUGAUGUGGUGAUCGAGGGGCAUAUGGGCCUUAUGCAGAUUAUGUCAGUUUUGUCCAUGGUCCAUCUGGAAAAUCUGAAUCCUAAGAUAAACAACAAGCACUGAAGCUAGAUUGAUAAUACUAAGUUUGUGAAAGGGUCAUAUUGGAUAAUGCUCAUUAUUUCAGGUUCUUGUGAGUCAAAAAUGUGGUUGCUGUGCUUACAGAAAUAAGUGGAAACUAAAAUCAGGGCCCUGAAACAACUUAAAAAAGCUUAAUCUAAGUUGACGAAUCUUUGUAUGUGUGUGGAGUCUCAUAUGGUGAAUGCUUUUUUGUAGUUUGUUUGUCAGACCAAAAUUUUGGUUUAUAUGGUUAAAAUAAUAAUUGUAAACUUAAAUCUGCAUCCUGCCAUAACUAGAAAGUAUAAGGUUAAUGAUACUUAAAGAGAUCAUGUUCUUACUCCCACAACAUCAACCCGGUCAGGGACAGCUGUUGUGUCGGUGGUUUAGCUCUUAUUGUCCCCUACCGGUGAAACCGGUGGGGACUUAUGGUUUGCGCUCUGUCUUUCAGUCAGUUUGUCACAUUUUUCUGGAUCCUGCGAUAACUUUAUUCUUCAUAUUUUUUCAUGAAACUUGAAACAUGGACAGAUGGCAAUAUGGACAUUAUGCACGUCAUUUCAUUUUGUUCUUACGUCAAGAAUUCUGGUUGCUAUGGCAACAAGUAUAUUUAAAACUAAAUAAAUACAAAAUUCUGAAAAUGGUGGAGUUUCACCGGUAGGGGACCAUAUUGCUUGGCAAUCUCUUGUUAUUGUUGUCUUGUAUAUUGUUUAUUGUUAUGGAAUUCUCAUUCACUGUUCAUCUUUUAAACCGUAUAUUUUAUUGCAGAUCUUUUAUGUUUUAUUCAACUAUGAAUAUUACCGUUUGUAGCCAUGUACUUGCAUCAAAUGUUGAUACUUCGGUGCCAUAUAAAGUUGAGGGAAAUAUCUA